This is a messenger RNA of Carassius gibelio (silver crucian carp), 7692 nucleotides long. RefSeq names its product tumor necrosis factor receptor superfamily member 14. Gene Ontology annotation, cellular component: external side of plasma membrane. Gene Ontology annotation, biological process: positive regulation of T cell migration; defense response to Gram-negative bacterium; defense response to Gram-positive bacterium. Gene Ontology annotation, molecular function: protein binding. The record is from RefSeq and is a predicted model, not a curated record. The coding region runs from base 217 to 993 and encodes 258 amino acids. The transcript has 9 exons. Lineage: Eukaryota; Metazoa; Chordata; Actinopteri; Cypriniformes; Cyprinidae.
UAAAGAAGAAGAAGAAGAAGAAGAACCACACCCUGUGCACUCACUUUUUUUCACUUUACGUCGAAUUUUUUGAAUAUAUGACGUAUAGGAUUGAUUGAAUACGUCAAAUGGACAAAUACGGUAUUUGAUGCUAUGACUACAUACAUAAAUUGAAGAAGCGCCUUCAGUCUACCAGACAACGAAAUCAUAACGUCGUCAUAAAAAACAAGUAACAAAAUGGUGGAAAGACUGAACAUGAAAGCGAGUGUUUUGUCCGUAUUUGGUAUUUGUUCAUUUCUUACAUAUGGAAAUACAUGCGGUCAAAGUGAAUAUAAAUCUGCUGAUGGAGAAUGUUGUCCAAUGUGUAAUUUGGGGACAGUAGUUUACCAUCACUGCACUGGUGAUUCCAGUACCACAUGUAUACCCUGCACUCCAGGAACAUUCAUGAGUCAACCCAAUGGUCUUGAUAAAUGCUUCCCAUGCAAACACUGUGCUGAAAGUCAAGGACUUUACAUCCAGAGGAAAUGCACUACAAUAAAAGACACUGUGUGUGAUGUGCUUGAUGGAUAUUACUGCAUUGAUUACUCCGAUUCACAGUGCCGUCAUGCUGAAAAACACAGAGUUUGCAGACCAGGACAAGAAACAAAAAGACCAGGAACAAAGACCUCAGAUACAGAAUGUGUGGACUGUACUCCUGGGUUUUAUUCUCCAUCUGGGCUGAACUGCAACAAAUGGACAAACUGUGCUGCCAGAGAUGAUAUUAAAGCUGAAGAUGGGAGUCCUGUAAAAGAUGUCACAUGUGUACAGAAGAACAGGAAAAGAUAUGGUCUUGUAGCUUUAUGUCCCCCUGUUAUAUGUGCAGUUGUUAUAGCAGCAUUAUACAGAAGGAUACACUCAGAAGUUCUGACAGUCAGUAAUGGUGAUAAAAUAAAUAAGUCUCCCAUUGAGGAAACACCUAAAACAUCAGGCCAACCACCGGAGGAAAACAAUGAGGAUCCAACAGAUGAUACAUGAAACUGUCUAUUACAAUAUGGGGAUUAAUUUUCACUGGAAUUGACGAGAGUGUAGGAUGGGGAACAUUAAAGAGAUAGAGGAGAGGUCAGUGUGCUGGGGUGCAGCAGAAAGUCCAGGCCAGAAGUAACCAACUGCCUCUACUAACAGUCUCUCUAAAUGCAACUGUCAUAUUUUCAAUCAGCUGUAAGGUAUUUACAGAGUAUAGAGACAUUUGUUUGCUAUAUUUGACAGAAAUAUGGCUUUAAGGGAUAGUUCAAUCAAAAAUGAAAACUCUGUCAUUAAUUACUCAUAUCGUUCCAAACCCAUAAGACCUUCAUUCAUCUUCUGAACCAACCCUCUACAUUUUGUUUUCCUAAUUAAUGUUGUUUAGCUCUGACACAAUAUUUUUUGUUUAAAGCGCUACAUAAAUAUAGGUGACAUUGCGAGUAAAUCACUCGCAUAUGCGACUAAAUCUUCAUUCUGGGCGACCAAAUGUUGUCUAAUAUUAGCCAAUGGCUAAUAAAUUCUCAGAUUUUACUCGACAGUGUGUGAGCUGCAAACAAAGUAUAAGUUUAGCACAGAUAUAUGUUCACUCGCCAAACACUCUUUGACUUAGUUCAUCUGAAUGGAUGCACAGUGUGCCUUUGACGUACCGUAAACUCUACUGUAAAGGUGCACCACUUGUCGUCGCUUUGGUGUGAGCAGAGAGCGAGAGACUCUUGCAUGCAGAAUUGAUGCACUACAUGGAAACGAUAUACUUGGAAUUUCCUGUCAUUAUAACCUAGCCUAUGAAUUGGUUUCAGCUUUUAAGAACUGUCAGGUCUUCUGGUAGUGGGCGGAGCUAAUGUGAAACGACAAUCUCAUUGGCUGGAAUCCAGUAGCUUGCUAAUCCUUAGUUUGUUUUAUAAUGUGCUUAAUAGAAUUCGUAUUAUUAUUAUUAUUAUUAUUAUCAUCGUCGUCAUCUUAUAAGUAUUAUUGUUAGUUUUUUUUUUUUUUUUUGUUUUUUUUUUUUUGGUACAGAAACCACUGAAUGACAAAGUACCACCACCAGUCCAGUUAAAAUGUUCAGUUGAAAUAUGUAUGCAUUUGUAUUCUAAUUACCGUAUUUUCCGCACUAUAAGGCGAACAUAAAAGCCUUUAAUUUUCUCAAAAAACGACAGUGCACAUUAUAAUCCGGAGUGCCUUAAUAUGGAUCAAGUGAACGAGUCAGUCUAUUGUUUGUUAUCUGGCUCAGCUCGGUGUUCAUCUUCAGUUCUCUCUUCACAGCAGUUCAGUCAGUGUACUGUUUGAGUACAUGAAUUACUCCGGGAUAUUGGUUUGUUUGAACUCAGAGGGAGAGUGUCAGCCACAUUAAAAAAGUUGACAGCUUAAGUCAUUUGUGGAUUAAUGCGUAUUGGAGAUUCGAACAGUUUAAAACGAUUCAGUUCGAUUUGGUGAACUGGUUCAAAAAGCUCCGGUUACAUGCAGAGAUGUAUAAAGUACUAGAGACCCAUACUUGAGUAAAAGUACAAGUGCUCUAUCAAAAAAGUGACUUGAGUAGAAGUUGAAGUGCUCUUUAAGCACCACACUUAAGUAGAAGUACUAAAGUAUUCAACAUUUUUUGUACUUAAGUAUUGCAAGUAGUCUAUUUUAAAAUUUACUACUCAAGUACUGAAAGUAAAAGUAGAAGUAUUGUGUUAUGUAGCUAUUAAAGAAAGUAGUCAAAAGUUUGAACAUAUUGUUUUUACUAUUUCAAAUGAUUAACCUAAAGAACAAUCACAAUUCCUUUGACUGUAACUUCUUGUAAACAAAAAAACGGUUACUAGGGUUAGUUAGCCCAAAUUGCAAAAUGAUGUCAUUAAUAACUUACCCUCAUGUUGUUUCAAACCCGUAAGACAUCAGAGGGUCAUUUAGAAUUUUUUGAAGCAUCGAAAAUACAUCUUGGUCCAAAAAUAGCAAAAACUACGACUUUAUUCAGCAUUGUCUUCUCUUCCUUGUCUGUUGUAAGACAGUUAAAAACAAAGCAGUUUGUGAUAUCCGGUUCGCGAACAAAUCAUUCGAUGUAACCGGAUCUUUUUGAAACAGUCCACCAAAUCGAACUGAAUCGUUUUAAACGGUUCGCGUCUCCAAUACGCAUUAAUCCACAGAUGAAUUAAGCUGUUAACUUGUUUAAUGUGUCUGACACUCCCUCGGAGUUAAAACAAACCAAUAUCCCGGAGUAAUUCAUGUACUCAAACAGUACACUGACUGAACUGCUGUGAAGAGAGAACUAAAGAUGAACACCGAGCCGAGCCAGAUAAUGACUCGUUCACGAGUCAAGAACCGUUUCUGUCAGACGCGUCUGAUUCGUGAACCGAGGAGCUGAUGAUACUGCGCAUGUGUGAUUUAGCGUGAAGCAAACCGACACACCGAGCGUCUAAACCGAACUGAUUCUUUUGGUGAUUGAUUCUGAACUGAUUCUGUGCUAGUGUUAUGGGCCCAGGUGCAGUCAACGCCAAUGAAGCCAUUGCAUCGAGCGCAAAAGAAUCGGUGAACUGUUUUCUUCAACUGGUUUAUUGAAUCGAACUGUCAGAAAGAACUAACGUUACUGGUCAUCCGAGAACCGAUGCAACCGUUUCUUGACCCGUGAACGAGUCAUUAUCUGGCUCGGCUCGGUGUUCAUUUCUCUCUUCACAGCAGUUCAGUCAGCACGCGUAGUCUGCUUAAUCGCUUGAUUCGCUCAAUGAUGUGCCAGCUUCAUCAAACCUGCCAUCUACAGUUCUGGCAGUGGUUUGUAAUGGAAUGAUUCGUAACAUUUUUAUAAUUGUAACGAGUAACGAUGCAGCACAUAAAAAAAAUAUCGGAGUAAAAGUAUUAAACUCAGCGAAAAUAUGUACCGAAGUAAAAGUGGAAGUAGGAGAAAAAAAUAAUACUCUAGUAAAGUACAGAUACCGCCUUUUAGUACUUAAGUACAGUAGUGAAGUAGUUCUACUUCGUUACUAUACAUCUCUGGUUACAUGACAUCAAAUAAUUUCUUUCGCGAACUGGAUAUCACAAACUGCUUUGUUUUGAACUCUCUCACAACAGACACAGAAGAGAAGACAAUGCUGAAUUUCUAUUUUUGGACCAAAAUGUUUUUUCGAUGCUUCGAAAAAUUCUAACUGACUUCUGAUGUCACUGAUGGACUACUUUGAUGAUGUUUUUCUUACCUUUCUGGACAUGGACAGUAUACCGUGCACACAGUUUCAAUGGAGGGACUGAGAGCUCUUGGACUAAAUCUAAAAUAUCUUAAACUGUGUUCCAAAGAUAAACGGAGGUCUUACGGGUUUGGAACAACAUGAGGGUAAGUUAUUAAUGACAUAAUAAGUUGGAGAAUCCUUUGCAGGGAUAUUACAUAUUUCUGUAAUGGCAACUUUUUAAAGUAAAUAGUUCACAUUUUUGUAAAUUAAGACAAAGCCCUGAGGCACUGGAAAAAACUUCAAUGAUCUUGACAGCUGACUGAAUUUGAUCAACAUUUUUCAGGAAAAGUGCCGUGUCAUCAGCCAACUGACUUAGCAGGACACUUCUCUCUUCAACUUGAAUUCCUUUUAAAUUGGAUGAUUUAAUAAAGUGACAAAACACCUGAGCAACAAUGAGAAAGGUAAACAGAAACUGGGCAGCCUUGCCUAACUCCUCUUUCCAAAUUAAAUCUUUGAGUAGUGCCAUUAUUUAAUUUCACAGAACUAUUUCCCUCCGCAUAAAGAGUAUUCAUAGUAUUAUAGAAAUAAGCCCCAAACCCAAAGUGUUUUAAACAGUAGAAAAUAAAAGGAUGCUCAACAGAAUCAAAGGCUUUGAAAAGUUAAAAAAAAAAAAAAGUAUAAAGCUAUCAUCAUUUAUAAGGUCAGAAUAAUCAAUAAGAUCAAAAAUAAGUCUAAUGUUGUUACAUAUAUGACGGUUUCUCAUAAACCCAGAUUGAUUUUCAUCAAUAAUGGAAUCUAAUACUAAUUUGAAUCUUUGGGCAAAUACCUGAGCAAAUAUUUUAUAGUCAUUAUUUAACAGACUAAUGGGUCUUCAAUUAUCAAUAAGCAAUAACUCUUUCUUGGGCUUAGGAAUCAAACUAAUUAUACCUUGCGUCAUAGUUGUAGGAAGCUGUGAGUACUGUAAGCUUUCAGAGUAUAUUUCAAAAAGAAACGGAGCAAGAAUCUCAGAAAACUGCUUAUAGAACUCAGAAGUAAUUCCAUCAUUACCGGCUGAUUUAUUACAUUUUAAAUGUUCAAUAGCUUGCUUAAUUUCCGUAAUAGUUAUUGGGAAAUCACAUAACUUUUGGUCCUAUUUAGUAAUUGUUUUAACACUCUUAAGCUGGUUACAAAAAGAAGUCAUAUCUUGCUCACUGAAUUUAGAAGUAUAUAAUUUAGAGUAAUAAUCAUAGCAAAAGCUAGAAAUUGCGUCAACAUUAUCUGUAUUAAUAUUCAUUUUAGAAACAGUUUAGUUUAGCUCUCAACUUUUCAAGAUUAAAAAAUAAGCAGACAUCUGUUCUCCAUGCUCUAACCAUUUUUGCCUUGAUCGAAUAAAAGCACCUUGUGCUCGCAUAUUGUACAUAUUAUCAAGCUCAUUUUGCAGCUCUGUUAGACACAAUCUCUGUCCUUCUACCAGGUCCACCAUAGAAAUGUUAGAAAUGGCUAAGAUUUCACUAACAACCUUCUCUUCCAUGAGACGUGAUUUUACUAAUGUGCUACUAAACUUCCUCAAAUAUUUUCCAAUUUCCAAUUUUAAUAAUAAUCCCAAUUAUGACGAAACAACCCUUCCUUUUUAGCUUUAAUGCAAUAAUUAUUAAUACAUUUACCCAAUUCCUGUUUAACUGCUCUUAAUUUAAGCAAAGAACUAUUCAUAUUCCAGUAUGAAUUAUACUUAUUACAAUUUGUGUUUGGUGAAAUAUUAAUUGUAAUUAAUAUGGCCUUAUGGUCAGUUAAUGGUGUUGGCAAAACAUUAACCAAAAUAUUGUUCCCAUCAAAAUGGUUAGAGACAAGCCAAAAAUCAAUCCUAGAACGUCUACUGCCAUCCUUGUUACUCCAAGUAUACACAAUAUCAUCUAAAUUUUUCUCUCUCAAGGAUCAAUGUAUAGCCCCUUUUAAACCAACACAUGAACGUGCAAUUAUCUCAGAUAACUCAGUCCAGCCAUACUAAUCAUCAACAACAGGUGCGUUGAACCGAAUUAGCCAGAUCCUGAUUAGCAUGAUGAUAUCAUUUUGGAUGUCAUUUUAUCUCGAAUGUAAUAAGCGUUGUACGAAGAACGGCACCUGGACUGCUAUAAUGUAUACAUGUAAAUAUACAUUUCUUUGAUACGUGCACUAUGGUAAUGUAAACAUGUAAAUGACUUUGAUUCAUGCACUGCAGUAAUGUAAAUAUAUAAAUAUAAAAUGUAUGUAUAAGUAACUCUGAUAAAGUGUUAUACAUUCAUUUCCUGUACAACAUUGCUGUGUGUCUAUAUAAACAAUUAUGUUCGCUAUGGACAAUCUAGCAGACAGAUGUUUCAAGGCUGUGACCAACAAGUGGCAGAUGUGGUGGUGAAGGGGCAUCUAGAUCAGUGGUCUCAAACUACAUUCCUGGAGAGCCACAGCUCUGCAGAGUUUAGCUCAAACAGCUCCAAAUCACACCUGCUUGGAAGUUUCUACAGUAUUAAUCCUGAAGACAUUGAUUAGCUGGAUCAGGUGUGUUUGUAUUAGGGUUGGAGAAAAACUGUAGAGCAGUGGCCCUCCAGGAAUUGAGUUUGAUACCAAUGAUCUAGAUGGUGAAUGAUGUUUCAGGUUUUUUCUGAUGUUAUGACAGCACACUCCCAGCCUAAACUUUUCCAAAGGCAGAAUCCACCAAUGAAUCCUAACAAAACAUCUGGUAAGGGUACUCCUGAAAUAAAAACGAAAAUCUGUACUUUGACCUUUUGAUAUUUUACAUUAUAUAAAUCUUCCUUAGUAUGUUUGAAUUACUUGACCUAGUGUCACUGUACCAAACUUUCAGGUAUUCGGUACCUUUACCAGUGAAAACCCAUGGUUCUUGGUACCAAUUUCGGUACCAAAGCAAAACACAAAAACAUGCUAAUUAAAGAUGUGACUAUAAUUUAAUCCAAACUGUGUACAUAUUUAAUUUAAAGCCAAGUAUAACUACUAAGUUAGCUAAAAAAAAAAAAAAAAUCCCAGAACUGCUUUUCUGACUGCUGUGACACAAUGUUAACCAUUUGUACACUUCUCUAACAUACAUAUUUUGUGGAGAUAACUAAUAAAAAUAUAUAUAUUAAAAAACAAACAAAAAAAAGAUCUGAGAGGUUGUGAGUGCCGACUUGACAUUGUGCAGUGGAUCUGAAGUAAAGUGCAAAAGUAAAAGUGUCGUAAACAUUUGUGUCUGUAAUUUCCUUUUAUGUGAAUUGCAUUUUACACAUUUGUAGAUAUUAAUCUACAACUUCAAAUUCAAAACCUGUAUGUUUUGAUUAUUGUCUUUUUAAUGAAAAAGGACACACACAAAUAUCAGCCUCAAGUUUCCCAAAUUUUAAUAUAUAUUGCACUUUGUACAAUAUUGUUUCUAACAGCAGUAUGCUUAAUCUUGUUUGAACAUUAAGAACAACAUUUUGCCUGCUUACUUCACUGUGUAAAUAACACACCUCCAAUGUCAGAUUGGCUGGUCAGAUUAAAACAUACGUUUGUUAAUGUAAUUUGAGUCAGUAGAGAGAAGAAUGCAUUGAAUGUCACCCUAUUUAAAGAUUGUGUAAUUGUUUCAUUAAAACAGUUAAAAUUG